AUGACAUUCACUUCUUCCGCCCGCAAAGAUAUUACCAACCCUGAGGUCAAGAGUAGUACUGCCUCGAGGACCGUUGAAUCGUGGGACGCACCAUACCAGGCCCUUAGCAAGGCAAUACUUUUCCAGAAUACAGACCAGCAUCGCUAUUGGCAUCGUGUCGCCCCUAUGUUUUGUCGUAUGUUGAGUGACGGAAAGUACAACAUCGACCUACAAUAUCGAUACCUAUGUCUCUACUCUCAGCUUGUGGUUCCCUCUCUUGGACCUUUUACAACCAGUGGGAAUGAUAGUGACUUUUAUAAGUGCACCCUUGGCGGUUAUGGACCAGUUGAGCUAAGCCAGAACUUUCAGGCAUCGGGGUCAACUGUACGGAUUGCGUUCGAGCCGACCAGUCAUGCUGCCAGCAUGGGAGCAGAUAUCUGUAACCGACAAGCUGUGCAUGUGUUUUUGUCCAACCUGAAGCUGCUUGACGCAUCGGCCGUUAACCUCUACCUCCAUCAUUCCCUCAACAAUCAGUUGACGUUGACUGACGCAGAGGAGGAGCAGCUCACACCGGAAGAUCUUGCGAAAUUUGAGGUCAGAACACAAAAUUUAAUUGCGUUGGAUUUCACAAAGUCAGGCAUCAUUGCAAAGGAAUACUUCUUACCGAUCGUGAAAUCGCUCGUGACGGGCCAAUCCGUCGCCAGAAUUUGCUUGGACGCUGUUCGCAAUUCCACAUCCGACCCAUCAUUGAGCAAUUUGUGUCAACUGAUUGAAGACCACAUUGAGCAAAGUGAGACACCGGCAGCUUUCCUUGCUUGUGACUUGGUGGACCCGUCAGCUACGCGGUACAAGGUCUAUAUACAUGACUCGGACGUCGUGUUGUCAAGGGCGGAGAACCACUGGACUCUGGGUGGGAAGCUUCAAGGAGACGACAUUGCCCGCGGACUCGAAAUUUUUCGCGAGCUAUGGAUGGGACUUGGCAUUAUCGAAGGAAGACGGAAUCCCCCAGGCACCUCGGCAAAACAUGGCGACCCCUCGAGCUUGUUGCCUCUGAUGUAUAAUUAUGAGAUGAAGCCUGGCGACCAUAGUCUGAAACCUCAGCUAUACAUGCCAUUGACUGGGAUUCCAGAAAUGCAAGUUGCAAGCGCAUUGACGGCCUUCUUCGACAAGCAUGGCAUGCAGGAUCAAGCACGCACCUUCACCGAGAAUUUGAAAUCCUACUACACCGACUGUGAUCUCAGCAAUGCCACUCGGAAACAGGCCUGGCUGUCGUUCUCUUACACGGCUCAGAAGGGUCCCUACUUGUCCAUAUAUUACCACUGGUAG
Aspergillus udagawae is the source of this 1305-nucleotide messenger RNA. Its product is annotated as aromatic prenyltransferase. The transcript has 2 exons. Bases 1 to 1305 code for a protein of 434 amino acids. Lineage: Eukaryota; Fungi; Ascomycota; Eurotiomycetes; Eurotiales; Aspergillaceae. The record is from RefSeq and is a predicted model, not a curated record. Gene Ontology annotation, biological process: alkaloid metabolic process. Gene Ontology annotation, molecular function: transferase activity, transferring alkyl or aryl (other than methyl) groups.